Hevea brasiliensis (rubber tree) is the source of this 1946-nucleotide messenger RNA. Its product is annotated as calcium and calcium/calmodulin-dependent serine/threonine-protein kinase. Gene Ontology annotation, cellular component: nucleus; cytoplasm. Gene Ontology annotation, molecular function: calcium/calmodulin-dependent protein kinase activity; calmodulin binding; ATP binding. Gene Ontology annotation, biological process: intracellular signal transduction; peptidyl-serine phosphorylation; protein autophosphorylation. The transcript is spliced from 7 exons. The coding region runs from base 80 to 1768 and encodes 562 amino acids. NCBI's taxonomy places the organism in Eukaryota, Viridiplantae, Streptophyta, Magnoliopsida, Malpighiales, Euphorbiaceae. The record is from RefSeq and is a predicted model, not a curated record.
AUUAUUCCAUUGUUCGCAUCUGAUCAAUUUCUUUUCAUAUUUUAUGGUAUAAACUAAUGCAAAAUUUCAUAUUAGGCUGAUGUCAUUUAUACCAAUCCGCGUUUCAACCUUUCCAUUCUUCCUUAUAAUUAUUGGAUACACCUGUCCAGUAGCUUCCCUUAUUGUUUGUUUCUCUACAUAUUCCCAAGUCUUCAAGAUUCCAUUUCUUUUGGGUGUUUCCUGGAGAAUUCCUUCCAUGGGACAGAAAACUAGAAAACUUUCAGAUGAAUAUGAAGUUUCGGACAUUCUUGGGAGAGGUGGAUUCUCAGUUGUAAGAAGAGGUAUAAAGAAGUCCAGUGGAGAGACAAGUCAUGUAGCCAUCAAGACUCUCAGAAGAUUAGGUCCAUCAACUCCUUCAAGAAUCCCUCGCGUCAACUUUCCAACAUGGAAGCAGGUUUCCAUAUCCGAUGCCUUGCUUACCAAUGAGAUAUUGGUUAUGAGAAAGAUUGUUGAAAACGUAUCACCCCAUCCCAAUGUCAUUGACCUUUAUGACGUCUAUGAGGAUCAAAAUGGUGUGCAUCUUGUCCUAGAGCUUUGUUCGGGCGGCGAGCUUUUUGAUCGGAUCGUAGCCCGGGACAGGUACUCGGAGAUUAAAGCAGCAGCUGUAGUUAGGCAGAUUGCGAGAGGGUUAGAGGCUCUUCACAGGGCCAAUAUCGUACACAGGGACUUGAAGCCAGAGAACUGUCUUUUCUUGAAUGAAAGUGAUGACUCUACUUUGAAGAUCAUGGACUUUGGAUUGAGUUCUGCGGAGGAAUUCACAGAUCCAGUUGUUGGGCUGUUUGGUUCUAUUGAUUAUGUUUCACCAGAGGCUCUUUCUCAGGGCAGAAUAAGUUCUAAAAGCGAUAUGUGGUCUUUGGGAGUAAUCAUGUAUAUUCUGCUCUCUGGGUAUCCACCAUUCAUUGCACAGUCAAACCGGCAGAAGCAACAAAUGAUAAUUGCUGGUGAAUUCAGUUUCUAUGAGAAGACUUGGAGGAAUAUUACUUCCUCAGCAAAGCAAUUGAUUACUGAUCUCUUACAAGUUGAUCCUGAUAAGAGACCAAGUGCUCUAGAUAUUCUCAACCAUCCAUGGGUAAGAGGUGAUUUGGCGAAAGAGGAACAAAUGGACCCUGAGAUCGUAUCAAGACUGCAGAGUUUCAAUGCCCGUCGCAAACUCCGAGCUGCAGCAAUAGCGAGCGUGUGGAGCAGCACAAUCUUUUUGAGAACCAAGAAGUUAAAAUCUUUACUGGGCUCCCAUGACCUUAAAGAAGAAGAAAUUGAGAAUCUCAGGAUACAUUUUACAAAACUAUGUGCGAAAGGCGACAAUGCCACUCUAUCAGAAUUUGAAGAGGUGCUAAAGGCAAUGAACAUGUCUUCACUAAUCCCUCUAGCACCACGCAUAUUUGAUCUCUUUGACAACAAUCGUGAUGGAACAGUUGACAUGAGAGAGAUACUCUGUGGGUUCUCCAGCUUGAGGAACUCUCAAGGAGACGCUGCUCUUCGGCUGUGCUUCCAGAUGUAUGAUACAGACAGAUCUGGAUGCAUCACAAAGGAAGAAGUAGCAUCCCUGCUCAGGGCAUUGCCAGAGGACUGCCUUCCAGCAGAUAUCACAGAACCUGGAAAACUGGAUGAAAUAUUUGAUCGAAUGGAUGCUAACAGUGAUGGAAAAGUCACCUUCGAUGAGUUCAAAGCUGCCAUGCAAAGAGACAGUUCCCUGCAGGAUGUACUCCUCUCCUCUCUUCGCCAACAAUAAUUUUGCAAUUAUAUAGCGCCUUUGCUUUUCCCAUAUUUUGUUUGAGCUUUUCUUGUUACAGGCAAUAGAAACUGCAACAAAAUGAGGUGAAAAAAGAUAUUACUAGUCUCUUAAGAAUUUGCUAUGAACAUGUCAUUCUAAUACAAUGCCAAACCAAAAUCACCAAUGCCUGCUUUAA